AUGGAAAACAUCGAUCAUCCAUUGCGCGACGCGAAAUACGAUCAAUUCACCGAAGUCAAGCCUCAGUCAACGGCGGACAAGAUUACAUAUUUGUACGAGCGGCGUCUGAUUGAGGAUGUGUUGAACCAUUACGCCUAUCUCCUUGAUAUAUGCAAGAUGGACCAUCACGCUGCACAUGCUUGGGCUAGCCUCUUUACUGAAGAUUGCACGCUUCAUCUUCCUGCCGGUCCCCGUAGAGGCGUUCCAGGACUUGUCGAGUGGUGCCUGUCAGUAGGGACCAAGUUUAAGAAGAUGACUCACACGUCAUCCAACCUUGUCAUCAUAUUUGAAUCCAGCUCCAUCGCUCAUGCCCGCUGCGCCAUCACGGCCGCUUGUGUUUUUGAUUCAACAAACAUUGACCUGGGAUACUCUCAAGGAGGUUAUCAGUAUUGGUCGUUGAGGAAGGUCGACGAUGAAUGGAAGAUUUCGUGGCUCUAUUGCGAUCUCAGAUGGACGAGUGGAGAUUUAAUGAAAUAG
Molecule: messenger RNA, 516 nt
Organism: Rhinocladiella mackenziei CBS 650.93
Lineage: Eukaryota; Fungi; Ascomycota; Eurotiomycetes; Chaetothyriales; Herpotrichiellaceae
Exons: 1
Coding region: 1-516 (171 amino acids)
Source: RefSeq, a predicted model, not a curated record